GCCAAUAGGAAACCUUUUCUGUUCUCCAAACGACCGUCGUCGUUGUGAAUCCUGAUUUCGACCGGGAGAUUGUUUACCGGAAACAAACGAAAAAAUCGAAAUAAAUUCUGAAAAGGAGUCGGGUGCUUUAGACUUUGAUUAGUCCACGAAUCUAAGUGUUUAUGUUGAUUAAAUCAACGAUUUUUUUUGGUAAUUAGAUGAAAAAGAAUGCGAAUUGGACUCCGAUGAAUCUUUAGAGAUUUUCGAAUUACAAGCUCGAGGUAUAAGUGUGAAGAUGACGGGCUUUGUUACUUAUAGGUGGCUUUUGUUAUGAUGAAGAAUGAUUGAUGUGAUUCCAUGGAGGAAGAAGAGGAUAGAGCUUGGCUUAGUAGUUUAGGGGUGACAUCUGCGAACCCUGAAGAUAUAGAACGGGAUAUACUAGCAAAGGCAAAAAACAAUGUGGAGAAUAAUAGUCAGGUGGAUGGAAAUGCUGAUGUGGAAUCUCUUAACAAUUUAGAAAGCGAUGAUCCAUCCUCUACUAGCCAAGCAAAACUUUUGAAAAAAUUAAGGGCUGUAAAAUUUGAAAUAGAUGCUGUUGUAUCUACUGUUGACCAAUGUAGAGAUGCUUCAAGCAAUGAUGACCAUGCUGGCGACGGCAUUCACAAAAAUUACAGAGAGGAUGAUGAACAUGCUCUUCAGGCAUCUUGCAAUGAUUUAACUCUGCAGCAUGCCCUAGCGGCUGACCGACUAAGAAGUCUUAAGAGAACUAAGGCUGAAAUUGAAAAAAAACUGUCAGGUCUGGGUAACAGUGCUUCAAAGGGUAUUGAGCAUGAUAAACUGAUAAGAAAUUUGGUGAAGGAAGAGCCUAGACACAAAAGAAAAGCAAAAGAACCUCAGAAGCCAAGCAAAAAUAAAGAAAAGCGGCAGAAAACAAUUUCAUUUGAUCAUGAUGCAGAUUUUGAUGCUGUCUUGGAUGCAGCAUCUGCAGGAUUUGUUGAAACAAAAAGGGAUGAGUUAAUUCGGAAAGGAGUUUUAACUCCUUUUCAUAGACUUAAGGGCUUUGAACGCCGAGUUCAACAACGAAGGCCAACUAAUCAGAACAGUAUACCCAAGAAAGAAGAUGAGGGGGAUGAUAUGGCGUCUUCAAGUAUUGCCAAAGUUGUCCAAGCUAUGUCAGAGGCUGCACAAGCACGCCCCACAACCAAGUUACUUGAUCAAGAUGUUUUGCCAAGGCUUGAUGCUCCCACAUUCCCUUUCCAGAGGCUAAAGAAACCCAUGAAGGUUUCUGAUUCUCAGGAAAGUGAUCCAGAGAAGAGGAAAGGUUCAAAGGGUAAAAAGAAGCGACCUUUGCCUGAGAAGAAAUGGAGAGAGCGUAUUUCUCGGGAGGAAAAUGAUAUGGAAGAAAUUGUUUAUAAUGAUGUUGCAGAAGAUGGGAAGGGCAACUUGGUCACUUCUAGUUGCGAGGAAGAUCAGCAAGAGAAUGUUGACAGUGCAGAUUUUGUAAUGCUUGAAGGCGGAUUAAAAAUACCAGACAGUAUAAUUGGCAAACUUUUUGACUAUCAAAAGGUGGGUGUUCAGUGGUUAUGGGAACUGCAUUGUCAAAGGGCAGGUGGCAUUAUUGGAGAUGAAAUGGGCCUUGGUAAGACCAUCCAGGUCCUAUCUUUCCUUGGAGCUUUGCACUUCAGUAAAAUGUACAAACCAAGCAUUGUUGUCUGCCCUGUUACACUUCUGCGGCAAUGGAAAAGGGAAGCACGGAAAUGGUACCCAAGCUUUCAUGUGGAGUUACUUCAUGAUUCUGCACAGGACUCUGGUUACAGGAAGAAGUCAGCCAAAUCUUCUGGAAGUGAUUAUGAUAGUGAGGAUUCAAGGGACAGUGAUUAUGAGGGAGAGUUACCAUCUAAAAGUACCAAAAAAUGGGACUCCUUAAUAAAUCGAGUUUUGAGCUCAGAGUCUGGAUUGCUCAUUACCACUUAUGAGCAACUUCGUUUGCUAGGAGGAAAACUACUCGACAUUGAAUGGGGUUAUGCAGUCUUGGACGAAGGCCACCGAAUUCGAAAUCCAAAUGCUGAAAUUACUCUUGUCUGCAAACAGCUGCAGACCGUUCAUCGAGUAAUAAUGACUGGUGCCCCAAUUCAGAACAAGCUCUCUGAAUUAUGGUCCUUGUUUGAUUUUGUUUUCCCUGGAAAGUUGGGGGUCUUGCCUGUGUUUGAGGCAGAGUUUGCAGUCCCCAUAUCUGUUGGUGGUUAUGCAAAUGCUUCACCGUUACAAGUGUCAACAGCCUACAGAUGCGCUGUUGUUCUACGUGACUUGAUCAUGCCUUAUCUCCUUCGGCGAAUGAAGGCUGAUGUGAAUGCUCAACUUCCCAAAAAGACUGAGCAUGUCCUCUUCUGCAGCCUCACUGCAGAACAACGGUCCAUCUAUCGAGCGUUUCUUGCUAGCUCUGACGUGGAACAGAUUUUGGAUGGGAAUAGAAAUUCUCUUUAUGGGAUUGAUGUGAUGCGUAAGAUAUGCAAUCACCCUGAUCUGCUUGAGAGAGAACAUUCUCACCAGAACCCAGACUAUGGAAAUCCCAAACGUAGUGGAAAGAUGAAAGUUGUUGAACAAGUGCUUAGCGUUUGGAAGGAGCAGGGUCAUCGAGCUCUUCUUUUCGCACAAACUCAACAAAUACUAGAUAUUUUAGAGAAUUUCUUGGUUGCUAGUGGUUAUACUUAUCGGAGAAUGGAUGGUCUUACUCCUAUUAAACAGAGGAUGGCCUUAAUUGAUGAAUUUAAUAGCUCAACUGAUGUAUUUAUCUUCAUUCUAACAACAAAAGUUGGUGGUUUGGGGACAAAUCUAACCGGUGCAAACAGGGUGAUCAUCUUUGAUCCUGACUGGAACCCUUCAACUGACAUGCAGGCAAGGGAGCGAGCCUGGCGUAUAGGACAAAAAAAGGAUGUAGCUGUAUAUAGACUGAUCACUCGUGGAACUAUUGAGGAGAAGGUGUACCACAGGCAAAUAUACAAACAUUUCCUCACCAAUAAGAUACUGAAGAACCCACAACAGAGAAGAUUUUUCAAAGCCCGGGAUAUGAAAGAUCUUUUCACUCUGAAUGAUGAUGGAGAUACUGGGGCAACUGAAACUUCUAACAUUUUCAGUCAGUUGUCUGAGGAUGUCAAUGUCAUCGGGGUACAGAAAGAUAAGCAGGACAGCCAAAAACAUUGCAAAUCUUCUGCAGUGCAUGAGGAUGAAGUUGCAGAAGCUGGACCAUCUAGCAGCAGAGAGAAAGAAAAAGCUGAUGAGAGCACUGGUGACAAUGAAGAAACAAACAUUUUGAGGAGUCUUUUUGAUACUCAUGGGAUACAUAGUGCUGUGAAUCAUGAUGCAAUUAUGAAUGCCCAUGAUGAAGAAAAGAUGAGGCUUGAAGAACAAGCUUCCCAAGUCGCACAUCGAGCAGCAGAAGCAUUACGCCAAUCCCGAAUGCUUCGAAGCCAUGACAGUAUAUCUGUCCCGACAUGGACUGGGAAAUCAGGAAGUGCUGGUGCACCAUCAUCUGCUCGUCAGAAGUUUGGAGCAACUAUGAACUCUCAAUUAAUCAAAACGUCAAAUGAAUCAUCCAGCAACAGAACAGGUAUCCCAAAUGGAUUUGCUGCUGGAGCAUCUGCAGGUAAGGCAUUAUCUUCAGCAGAAUUACUUGCUAGAAUUCGAGGAAACCAAGAAAGAGCAAUUGGAGCUGGGCUAGAACAGCAGUUUGGUUCAGGCUCAAGGUCUGCAGAUAUUGCAACUUCGAGAUCUUCACAGCAGUUGACAGGAGUUCAGCCUGAGGUAUUGAUUCGUCAGAUCUGCUCAUUUAUCCAACAAAGAGGUGGAAGCACUGAUUCAGCAAGCAUAGUGCAGCAUUUCAAGGACAGAAUACCCUCGAAAGAUCUGCCAUUAUUUAAGAAUCUUUUGAAAGAAAUAGCUACAUUGCAGAAAGGCCCAAACGGAUCAUUUUGGGUUCUGAAACGAGAUUACUUGGACGAUUAACUUAAAUUGAGCACAGUGAGUUCUGAAUGGCCUAUUGUGAAGGGGAUGGGUUAGAUCGAUCGGGCAGUUGAUUUCUUUUUCAUUCAAUAUGAAUAGUUUGGAAGACGCUUCUCCAGGGUCCAUCACAGCAAAAUUUUGUUUUUUUUUUUACUUUCCUCCAUCACUGGAGUCACUUUUAUAGGCCAAAGGUACAAGUUCCUCCAUUGCUACUUUGUUUUUUUGGUGCGGUUUACUAGUAGCACUUUCUUAAUAGAAACCACACUGAAAGGAAAUUUUCUUCUGUGCAGAGUUCAGUACCUUUUUUAAUUGUCCCGGCCAUUUUUUUUGUUAGGCUUUGGGGUUAGGAAAAGAGGACUGGAGUAGAUUUGAUAUUUAUCCAAUUUUUUUUUUUUUUUUUUUUUUUUUUUCAGAGAACUCAUUUUCUCUAUUUACAGUUAAAGAUUCGUAGGUUGUCAAUUGUAGAUGUUAUACACGAUCAACCUUGAAGAGGGUUUUAACCCGUGCGUUAUUAUAGAA
Molecule: messenger RNA, 4497 nt
Organism: Carica papaya (papaya)
Lineage: Eukaryota; Viridiplantae; Streptophyta; Magnoliopsida; Brassicales; Caricaceae
Gene: CHR8
Product: chromatin remodeling 8
Biological process (GO): transcription-coupled nucleotide-excision repair
Cellular component (GO): nucleus
Molecular function (GO): ATP-dependent activity, acting on DNA; ATP binding
Source: RefSeq, a predicted model, not a curated record